AUGAAUGCCUUCCAUAGACUCGGAAGGUUCACACAAUACGUUUCCUCAAACACCGAUCCAGACCACCUACGCCUCCUCCUAUCUUCCUGCGCCAGACAAAACAAUGUCCGCCUAGGUUCUUCUCUCCACGCCGCCAUCAUCAAGAGCCCUCCAUCGUUUUCCACCAAUCAGGAAACAGCCCAUCUGAUCUACAACUCCCUUCUCAAUGUCUACUGCAAAUCCGGCAGAUUCCAUGAUGCCGUCAACCUGUUCAACAAAAUGCCCCUUAGAGACACCGUGUCCUGGAACUCGCUCAUCUCAGGCUUUUUCAGACACGGCCGCCUGCCGGUCGGAUUCCGGUACUUCAAGAAGCUGUUGGGUUCUAGUAUGGAAAGGUUCGAUCACGCAACCCUAACCUCCGUGUUGUCUGCCUGUGGGGAAAUCGAGUCGCUCGAGAUGGUGAGUGUGCUUCACGCACUGGCAGUCUUGAGCGGUUACGAGAAGGAGACUACAGUCGGGAAUGCCCUGAUCACGUCCUAUUUCCGGUGCCGGGCUUUCGGGUCGGGCCGUCGUGCUUUUGAUGAGAUGUCGGUGAGGAAUGUGGUUACAUGGACAGCCGCUGUCUCGGGUCUGGCCAAGAACGAGUUGUAUGCAGAAAGCUUGGAUCUUUUUGUGGAUAUGUGUACACAUGGCACUGUUUCCCCAAACGCUCUCACCUAUUUAGGUGCUCUCUCGGCAUGCUCCGGGCUCCGGGCCCUGAACGAGGGUGCUAAGAUUCACGGGGCCCUUUUAAAGUCAGGGCUCGACUCAGAUUUACGCGUCGAGAGCACGUUAAUGGACGUGUACUCUAAAUGCGGGUGUUUGGAGGAUGCGUGGCGGAUAUUCGACUCUGCUGAGGUCAUCGAUGAGGUGUCCGUGACUGUUAUGCUCGUGGGUCUUGCUCAGAAUGGGUUUGAAGAGGACGCGGUGCGGAUGUUUGUGAAGACGAUACGGGCCGGGCUGAAUAUUGACCCAGACAUGAUUUCUGCAAUUCUUGGCGUAUUUGGGCUCGGAACUUCUCACGGGGUGCAGAUUCACUCUCUGGUUAUCAAGAAAGGCUUCGGCUCGAAUAUCUUCGUCUGCAACAGCUUGAUCAACAUGUACUCGAGAUGUGGGGAGCUGCAGGACUCGGUCAAGGUCUUUGACUGCAUGCCCGAAAAAAAUCAGGUCACGUGGAAUUCCAUAAUUGCCGCCUUUGCCCGUCACGGGGAAGGCUCGAGAGUGCUCGUAUUUUAUGAAAAGAUGACUUCUUCAGGCGUUAUGCCAAGUGAUGUUACAUUUUUGUCCUUACUUCACGCUUGCAGUCAUGUGGGGCUUCUGCAUAAAGGCAUGGAGUUCUUGCAAUCCAUGGAGGUUACUUACGGGCUGCGCCCUAGGAUGGAGCAUUAUUCUUGUAUGGUGGACGCGCUCGGACGGGCCGGGCUUCUGAGAGAGGCCCGGGAUUUUAUCUCGGGCCUGCCGGUGAAGCCCAACGCGCUCGUAUGGCAGGCUUUGCUAGGGGCUUGCAGCAUUUACAACGACGUUGAUGUGGGGAAGUACGCGGCCGACUGGUUGGCCCGGGCCGAGCCCGACAGCCCGGUUCCGUUUGUUUCCAUGGCCAACAUUUACUCCUCCAAUGGUCGGUGGAAAGAAAGGGCGUGUGCAAUGAAGGAGAUGAAGGAGAAAGGGGUGGCUAAAGAGAUGGGAACAAGUUGGAUCGAGAUUGAUCGAAAGGUUCAUAAUUUUGUGGUUGCAGAUAGAAUGCAUCCGGGUGGUGACGAUGUUUAUGCAGUGGUGUUGGAGUUGUUUGGGCACAUGAGGGAUGAAGGUUGUGUUAUGGAUAUUAUUUCACCUUUCGAUUGCCAGUAG
This is a messenger RNA of Striga hermonthica, 1866 nucleotides long. The record is from the annotation of a GenBank genome assembly. Lineage: Eukaryota; Viridiplantae; Streptophyta; Magnoliopsida; Lamiales; Orobanchaceae.